Molecule: messenger RNA, 872 nt
Organism: Nymphaea colorata (pocket water lily)
Lineage: Eukaryota; Viridiplantae; Streptophyta; Magnoliopsida; Nymphaeales; Nymphaeaceae
Exons: 3
Coding region: 223-579 (118 amino acids)
Source: RefSeq, a predicted model, not a curated record
GCAGCCAUGUUGAGCUUCCGUCUUGGUGUUGAACUGCCUUCCUUACUGAAGUGGGAAUUCGGCCUCCCCUCACCCUUCUCUCCUUUAUGUGUCUGUUUAUAUGUAUGCAUGUAAAGUCGAUCCUGCCCAAAAGUUUCUUUCUGAAGGAAGGUAGAAGCCAACUACACGGCGCGCAUCAAGUUAACAAGCAAAGCACUGAAACAGGGACAGACUCCAGGAGAAAUGCCUGUCAUUGCAGCCUUGGUUUUUCUUCUCUCCUCUCUGUUCCUCCCUUGCAGUCCUCAAGAAACUCUUUCCCAUGCUCCUCCCUUCCAAGUUGGACAGUUGAAGGUCUCAAGUUACAAUAUUGCUAGGAAGUUGAGGUUGGGGGACAAGAGCGUGGGACGGGAAUGUGGUGCUGCAGAUUGGCAAUGUCCCAGUAGAUCAGAAGCUGCAGGUUCUGCCUAUCAGCAGCUAACCAGAGCAACAGAGGUUACAGCAGUUCCAAUUGCAGGGAAUGAUCAGAACGAGGAGAAAGCUGGAGAGUUUUUCAGCAUGGAUUAUAAUUCUCCUACUACACAUUUGCCCAUCAACAAUUAGUGUCUCUCUCUCUCUCGACUGUGCAGUUUCCCUUCUUUUGUAAGAAUACACAGUUUGGGAUUCAAGGAAAAAGAUGAUUAUGCUUAUAAUUACUGGGAUGCAGUUCUUUUCUCUUUGUAAUAAAUACACAGUUUGGGAUAUACACAAGGUAUUUAUGCCUAUAAAUGGGAUGUAGUUUUUCUCUUUUUGUAAUACAGUUUGGGGUAUAUAGAAGAAGAUGUUCAUGCAUUUAACAGGGAGAAAUCCUUCCAUUAAGGAAAAUAACUUUGUAGGCUUUUAAUGGAAAAAAAGAA